Molecule: messenger RNA, 179 nt
Organism: Ilex paraguariensis (yerba mate)
Lineage: Eukaryota; Viridiplantae; Streptophyta; Magnoliopsida; Aquifoliales; Aquifoliaceae
Source: the annotation of a GenBank genome assembly
AUAUGGCCACAGGUGAACAUGCGGAGGCUCCAGGUGACUUUCUUGAGGAGCUGGCUAGAGAAGGAGUAAAUGGUGGAUCCACCAAUGAAGUUGAAAUGGUGGGUUAUGAUGACAUUGGGGGGUCCAAUGGAGUAACUCAAAACUCGAAUGAAAAUGUUGGGUCCUCGCUUGGAAAAUAA